This is a messenger RNA of Rhodotorula toruloides NP11, 864 nucleotides long. RefSeq names its product bet3 family protein. NCBI's taxonomy places the organism in Eukaryota, Fungi, Basidiomycota, Microbotryomycetes, Sporidiobolales, Sporidiobolaceae. The record is from RefSeq and is a predicted model, not a curated record. The coding region runs from base 1 to 864 and encodes 287 amino acids. The transcript has 6 exons. Gene Ontology annotation, cellular component: TRAPP complex; cis-Golgi network; trans-Golgi network. Gene Ontology annotation, biological process: regulation of GTPase activity; endoplasmic reticulum to Golgi vesicle-mediated transport.
AUGUGCAAGCCGGAACUCCAAGCGCUCCUGUCGUCGACCGGCACGCCCACCGCCAACCGAUCCUCCUCGUCCCUCAUCACUCCCCCGCUCCUCGCCCUCGCAGACCCGCCGCAACACACCGUCGAUGCGCGGCUAGUCGAGUUCUUCGUGCAGGAGACGAUCCGAAUGUUGAUCGACUCUACGAAAGCGGCUUCUGAGCGACGGAAACGCGAGCACGAUUCUAUCGAGGCAGAGCUGGCUUCUCUCGGGCUCUCAGGCUCGGGCAAUGGCGCGAAGGGGAAGAACAAGGCGGAUGGGGCGGAGCCGGCGAAGGAAGACGAGGACGAGGUGGUCGACGAGGAGGUGCGAAAGAAGCUGGAGGGGCUCGGCUUCAAAGUUGGAUGGGCGACGGCAGAGCGGUUAACCCGCGACCGUCCCCGCUUCCCCUCGAUUCCAACGCCCACUGCGACCUCCCUCUCCCCCUCACUACCUUACACACCUCCACCGACCACUCCCGACCCACUCGAAGCGAUCAAGUUCGUCUGCAAAGACGUCUGGGUCUCGGUAUUCGACAAACAGGUCGACAACCUGCGGACGAAUCAUAGGGGUGUUUGGGUCGUGCUGGAUACGAGUCUGAGGGGUUUGAGGGGCGUGAGCGUGCCGCCGCGGAGAGAGGGGGCAGGAGCGGCGGGCAAGAAGGGAGAGACGGAGGAGGAGAAGCAGUUGCGGCGAUGGGUGGGCCUCACACUCUCCUUCCCUUCCGGCCUCAUCCGCGGCGCCCUCUCAGCACUCGGCAUCUCCAGCACCGUAACAGGUGAAUCGAGUGGUCUUCCGCAGGCUACAUUCCAGAUUCGGACGGUUGGGAGGCCGGGACAAGUUGGGUGA